UGUCUAUGGAUCUAGUCUAUGACAAAAGCACAAGUGUCAAUUGAGAACGAAGUUAGAGGUUAUAAUAUUAUGAAAUUUUAGUCGAUAUGGCCUUAAAUAUUUUACCUGUGAUGUUUUUAAGACGCAACGGGAUUAAAACAUUGUUCCAAAGUGCUAAACAUUUCCAAAAACUUCAACAAAACCAAGUAUAUGUCGUAAAAAAUGAAAUAAGACUAUAUUCAAGUAAAAACGUGAAAAACUACAUUGGCAUUUUAAAAACUAGAGAUAUAUUACACGAAAAAAAAUAUUAUUCCGUAGAAACAGCGCAGCAAGAUCUUGACUAUUACAAUGAACAUAACAUAACUAUUAUUGGCGAUAAUGUUCCUAGCCCAUAUCGUGACAUCGAAAACUGCGACUUCCCUGAUUAUAUAAAAACAUUUUUGAAAAAGCAAGGACUUGUCAAGCCAACAAUAAUACAAUCACAGGGAUGGCCAGUAGCAUUAAGUGGCAAAAAUCUGGUUGGUAUAGCGCAAACCGGUACUGGUAAGACACUGGCUUACCUUUUGCCAGCUGUUGUGCACAUCAAAGAAAAACAGGGUAGAAGAAGCAAAGGCCCAAGAGUCUUGGUACUUGCACCCACAAGAGAGCUGGCAAGACAAAUAGAGGAGGUUGCUAAAGAAUUCGAAACUUUGUUGAAUGUCCGUUGCUUGUGUAUUCAUGGAGGGGCAAAUAGAGGACCACAGGCAGCCGCACUGCAGGAGGGCGUGGAUAUAUUGAUAGCCACACCCGGAAGAUUGAAUGAUUUCAUUAACAGUAAAACAACAACAUUAACACGAUGCACAUAUGUUGUUCUCGACGAGGCAGAUAGAAUGUUGGAUAUGGGCUUUGAGCCACAGAUACGUGAAGCAUUGGAAGAGGUGCCUUAUGAAAGACAGAUUCUUAUGUUCUCAGCAACUUGGCCUAAGGAAGUUGAACACUUAGCUAAAGACUAUUUGGGAGAGUUUAUACAGGUUAAUGUUGGAUCAACAGAGCUAUCGGCAAACCACAACAUACAACAGAAUUUUCAUAUUUGUGAACAGGAUGAAAAAAUGGAAAAGUUCAAGGAAAUCAUGCAUGAAAUUUCAAGCCAAGGAUUGGGGAAAGUUUUAGUAUUUACCAAUACUAAAAGAUUUGUGGAUACUUUGGCAUUGACACUAAAGAGGAAUGGUUGGCCGGCUGUUGGUAUCCAUGGCGACAAGACUCAGAAUCAAAGAGAUGCAAUCAUUAACAGGUUCCGGAAUGGAAACACAAACAUACUUGUUGCAACUGAUGUUGCUGCAAGAGGUCUAGAUGUUGAUGGGGUAACACAUGUUAUAAACUAUGAUUUUCCAAAUACAUCGGAAGAUUACAUUCAUAGAAUUGGCAGAACUGGCCGCUUGCAGAAUAAAGGAGUUUCACAUACAAUACUCACUGAAGAUGAUGCAAGGCAUGCUAAGAGCUUGAUUCCUGUACUAAGAGAAGCUAAUCAAGUUGUUCCCCGUGAAUUAGAAGAUAUGGCAAGAAAUCACAACAUAUCAAAACAAAAGGAAUAUCAAAUUAAAUAUAACACAAAAAGGAGUUACGGAUUUAACCCAAAUAAGAGGAAUAACUUCCGAAGUCGCAACAAUUACAAUAGAUAUGACCGUUAUUAAUUAUACGUAGUUGAAAUAUAGUUAUUACAGUG
Molecule: messenger RNA, 1681 nt
Organism: Papilio machaon (common yellow swallowtail)
Lineage: Eukaryota; Metazoa; Arthropoda; Insecta; Lepidoptera; Papilionidae
Product: ATP-dependent RNA helicase p62
Exons: 5
Coding region: 87-1649 (520 amino acids)
Cellular component (GO): nucleus; ribonucleoprotein complex; cytoplasm
Molecular function (GO): RNA binding; RNA helicase activity; ATP binding
Source: RefSeq, a predicted model, not a curated record